AUGCCGCAGGCUGUCCACACCCCGUCUGACGUGGCGUAUGAUAUGCCCUUUGAGCCGUAUCCUGUGCAGAGGGGGAUGAUGCACACAAUCACCAAUUGUCUUCAAUCCUCGUCCCCAAUCCUUCCCGUGGCAGCGGUUGAGGUUCCCACUGGCUGCGGCAAGACGUUGGCCCUCCUGUCAAGUGUACUGCGCUAUCAGGCCACACUGGAGAAACUCACCCCACAGGAACUGGAGCAGCACAUGCGGUAUCGUCGAUGGAGACCGGCUGCGACAUCGUUGCCAAAGUCCUUGUUAGCUGAGGAGACUUUGGCGGGCAGUGGGAGGAGCAAAAGUAACUCGAAAGGGAAACGCAUCCCUGAUGACGCAGUGGACGGCGAAGAGAAGUGGCGGGUGCCAACCGAGUUUUUUAAACAGUUCCGUGCAAACAAUAGUAAACGUCUUCGUGUGGAGAUGGAUGGCACACCUUGGAGUCUUCGUCGGCAGCACGAGCCUCCAUCCUGCAGUGUUUUUUACGUUACACGAACCCACUCGCAAGUGCGUCAGGCUGUUGGGGAACUACGGAAGCUUCACGGUCUUCAUCGUCUCAAAAUGAAUAUUCUUGGAAGUAGAGAGCGAUACUGCAUUAAUAGCACCGUGCUGAAGGCACGAGCGAACAAUACACUACCAGUGGAGGGGAAUAACUUGGGUGAGAUUUGUGACAAGCUUGUUUCUCUUGGCCAAUGCGAGGCCGUUUGCAAUUAUGGGGUUCUUGGCAGCCGAGCCAUCAGCCAUCCACUCCAUCAAGGGCGGUUGGAGAAGGUGUGGGACAUGGAAGACUUGGUUGCAGAGGGGGUGGCGACUCAGAGCUGUCCAUACUACGCCACUAGAGAACUUGUAUUCUUUGCUCAUGUCAACUUUGCUACGUAUCAGUACCUCCUGGAUCCUCUUAUUCGCCACGAGUGCAAGAUGGAGGCGGCACUGAAAAACCAUUCUAUAAUUAUUUUUGAUGAGGCACAUAAUGUGCCGUCGGUUUGCCAAGACGCACUCUCGCUAGAGACAACGCUGGAUAACUUACGUCUUGUUGUGAGCGAAAUUGAGCCCCUCAUCACUUUUUCUACUUCCAUGGCAACACUCAGUUAUCCUCGGGAGUUCAAACUGACACACUGGACACUGGCAGAGCUCUUUUCACUUCUCUACGAUGUGUUCACUGCCAUUGUGAAGUUUGUGGAGAGGCAAGAAUGGAUUGACACAGAUACCCAUCAAACACCCCGGCGAAGGCUCAACGAUGAUGACGAUGAGGCUGAAGGGAAGAGAGGACCGACAUUGUCCGGCGAAGCUCUUGCUAAUGUCAUACAGCUUUGUAUUCUCGACCAUUUGCCCUUCACGUUUGGAACGGUUGGUAUGGAACAUGGGAAUGCUGCCCGCUGUUUAUCUAAUGCCUCGAUGGAUUCCGUGGUGAUGUUCCGUCAGGUUUACGGUAUUGUCAUGUCGUUGGGGGUUACGUUUAAUCCGUUUCAGUUUUCUAUUUUUGGUUUGUCCAUCAUGAAAAGGUGGCUUCUCGUGAUACGCUUCAUGCUGCAGAAACCAUCGGCCUUUGCGGUAAACAUUUGCGAUACCACUUUAAAUUGUGUUGCUCAGAAGGGGCUGGUGGAGCCACCUCCAUCGCUGCGAAGGACUGUGGGCAUUCGCUGCUUGGAUGGUAGUCUUGCGUUUCACCAUCUUUUGGCCGUCACCCAUCGUGUGGUGUUGGCGUCGGGGACACUGGCACCUUUCCACCAGCUUGGACAGGAUCUUGGCAUUUCGCCUUCCGACAUGGCAACUUAUGAGGGGUUGCAUAUAGCAGGCGUACACCAAUACCGAAUAUCCGUACUCACACACAUGAUGGAUGGUGCUCGACUUCACUGCAACUAUGAGAAUUUCAGAGACGCGUCUUUUAUUGACCGUCUGGUGUCUGUCAUUUUUGAAUUUGUCAAACAGGUAAGACUGGGUGGAGUGCUUGUGUUUCUGCCGAACUAUGUUGUCAUGCGGAUGGUGGGUUCAAGACUCUCUUCUCGAAUUUGUGAUGAGACGGGGCGGGAACUACGGAUAUUCAUAGAACCCAAAGAUGCGAUGGCGUUUUCUUCCAUCUUGGAUACAUUCCGUGUUGUGACGCGUCGGAGCACGGCUGUUUUCCUCUCUGUGUGUCGUGCGAAGGUGGGGGAGGGGAUUGACUUUGCGGACAACAUGGCCCGGCUUGUUAUUUGUGUGGGCAUCCCACUUCGACCACUUAACUCUUGGGUCGUUGAGGCGCAGAGAAGGUACAGUGGCGAGGAGUGGUAUGUCAUCGAUGCCAUACGUGCAGUGAAUCAAGCCCUGGGACGUUGCCUUCGGAACCGCCGUGACUACGGUGCGAUGUUGCUGUUGGAUGAUCGAUUUGAACGGGGGGCCUUUCAAAAACGACUCUCGAAGUGGUGCGCUGCUAGUUUAAAGGUCCACCACACACCUGCGUCCGUGCUGAAGGAGCUUUCCACCUUCUAUCGCCUUAUGACAGCGUCAAGUGCGGCGGAGAAGGAGCAGCCUCAACAAGAGCAGAGCGAAGAAGAAGAAAGAGGGGGAUUACGAGAGAGAACCAAAGCAUUUCAGUGUUUGGCUCCGCUUGACCGCGUGGCUCGGGUGUUGUCCGCAUCGGAGGCGAAUAGACAGCAUUCAAAUGCGAAAGCACCGUUGCCUUUUUCCCCAACGGCAAUGAACAAGCGUCCUCGGAUCACCACGUGCACGCAUGAGUGGAGCUGCACUGCGGUAAAGCUUCUGUACGAGGCUCACAACGCCGUGGAGGAUGUGGCUGCUGCGGAACUUCGUGACGCGUUACAUUUUCUCGAAGAGGAAUAUUUGGAAUUACCUGCUAAAAAGUAG
This is a messenger RNA of Trypanosoma cruzi, 2871 nucleotides long. RefSeq names its product helicase-like protein, putative. The record is from RefSeq and is a predicted model, not a curated record. The transcript has a single exon. Gene Ontology annotation, molecular function: DNA binding; ATP binding; DNA helicase activity. Gene Ontology annotation, biological process: nucleotide-excision repair; double-strand break repair involved in meiotic recombination. NCBI's taxonomy places the organism in Eukaryota, Euglenozoa, Kinetoplastea, Trypanosomatida, Trypanosomatidae. The coding region runs from base 1 to 2871 and encodes 956 amino acids. Gene Ontology annotation, cellular component: nucleus.